GGUCACAUUCACUCCAACUGUAGAGCACUGCAGCAUGGCAACUGUAAUUGGCUUGUGCUUGCAGGUUAAGCUCAUGCGCUCUUUGCCACCUCGGUACAAGGUGGAUAUUAGAGUUGCACCAGGUACUCAUGCCACCGAAGCUGCAGUAAAUAAACAGCUGAAUGAUAAGGAACGGGUGGCAGCAGCUUUAGAAAAUCCGAACCUGCUCAAUAUGGUUGAUGAGUGUCUUGCCCCAUCUUACGAAUGA
This is a messenger RNA of Striga hermonthica, 247 nucleotides long. Lineage: Eukaryota; Viridiplantae; Streptophyta; Magnoliopsida; Lamiales; Orobanchaceae. The record is from the annotation of a GenBank genome assembly.